AUGCAAAUGUCGAAAUGUUUAUGUCUUAUGAUUAUUGCUGUCAUCGUUAUUGCAGCAAAUGCAUCACCAGCAAGAAAAAGACGCAGUGGUAGCUCUGGAUGCAGCGAUAACAAUAGCCAAGACAACUCUAAUGGAAACAAUGGCAAUCCACAACCCUAUACGCUCCAACAAGGAGAUUAUUAUUAUACUAAUAAACAAUCUACUAUCACAAACACAGAAAAUAAAUGUUCAUCAGGCGCAACUCACUGUUGUAAUAAUCAAGCUAGUUCAAACAGUGAUCGCCGAAAACGAAAUUCUGGUUCGUCCUUUGGAAAUCUCUUCGGUUCCAGUACUAAUAGUAAACAAACUUCAUGUGAUAAUGUUGCAACAAGUGGUUCCAGUGGUACUCAAUAUAAUGGAUGUGAUUCAACUCAAGAUUGUUGUCAAGGAAAUACCGUUAAUGGUCUUGUUAGUCUUCAAUGUUCAUCACUUUCUCGUAAAUAA
Molecule: messenger RNA, 483 nt
Organism: Adineta steineri
Lineage: Eukaryota; Metazoa; Rotifera; Eurotatoria; Adinetida; Adinetidae
Source: the annotation of a GenBank genome assembly